UGUCUGGUGACGCUUCCCGAUCAGCCAAUUAUUGGCUUGUUGGUUGCUAGGCGGGCGUGCCUCGGUUGCCGUGGUAGCGGGAGUGUGCGGCGGAGCGACACAUAGAGGGGGAAACAUGGAGGAUCUGGAAGACAACAUAUCCCCUGCUGAUCUCAGGCCCUGUAAAAUAUGCGGUAGAACAUUUCUUCCUGCUACUUUGAAAAAACAUGUUCCUAUUUGCCAAAAAGCAGGUGUUAAGAAAAGGAAAGUUUUUGACUCCAGCAGGCAGCGAGCAGACGGAACGGAAAUUUCUACUGUCAAACCAGUAAAACCACGGCCAGAACCUCCAAAGAAGCAAUCCAACUGGAGGAGGAAGCAUGAGGAUUUCAUUUCUACUAUUAGAGCUGCUAAAGGACUCACCCAAAUUAUAAAGGAAGGAGGGGAACUUCCACCUCCACCUCCACCUUCAUAUGAUCCUGAUUAUGUCCAGUGCCCAUACUGUCAGAGGAGGUUUAAUGAGAACGCCGCUGACAGGCACAUCGUUUUCUGCAAAGAACAAGCCGCUCGCAUAGCCAAUAAAGGCAAAUUAGGCGGAGAUGCGAAAGGGAAAGCAAUUCCACGGACUCAGAUCAAGCCCCCUACUCUUAAGAAGACUAAUUCCCCUGCGUCUGUGUCCUCAACAAAUUCUCGCUUGCCACAACCACCUAAUAUUGGUAAACCCGCUUCAGGUAUACCUUCAGCAAAGCCAGCAUCUGGCAGUGGAACAGCAAUAAAUCGUUAUCAGCCAGCCUCCCCUGGAAAUAAAAACUCCACCAUUGCAAAUCCUCAGAUGGGUAAAAUUGGUACAGUAGGCCCACCUCUGCGGACAGGAAGAGAUUUACAAAGCCUGAAUGACAGUAACCCUAAAGCAGACAGUUGCAGCCCAAGAUCUAAUGACUUGCUCCCAAUUAACAAAGGUACAAUUAAGUCAAAGACACCGCCAAGUUUGGCCAGAAAUCCGCCGUCAGCUGCAUCUGCUAACAAAAGGAAAACCUACAAUGCUGAAAACUACACCAGGCCUGAUGGGAAGACCGGAUACGGUGUUGUGGACCAUUCAGAGAUUGUUAAUGGUGAACGUAUAAAAUCUGAAGAUAAGAAUGGGUCGGGACAGCUUUCCAAGUUCUGUCACGAAUGUGGCACGAAGUAUCCUGUCCAGUGGGCAAAAUUCUGCUGCGAAUGUGGAGUAAGGAGGAUGGUUCUUUGAUUAUCUCAAAUGACGCCAAACGCAUCUAGACUGCACACAUGUACUAAUAAAGUAUAAUCCUGGGCUUGCUGUUGCUGGAUAUAUAACGCAUAAUCUAACUGGAGCAUUGCUGUGCCCAUGGGCAAACUGUUAGUCGAUAAUGAAGUUGCCAUCAAGGUAAUUUUUAUAGGUUACUGGAUAUAUGAGGGAAAUUAAAACAAGGGUAACUAUACUAAAAUAUCAAAUCAAAGCUUUAAACCAGUGAACUAAUCGAUAAGC
Molecule: messenger RNA, 1480 nt
Organism: Nanorana parkeri
Lineage: Eukaryota; Metazoa; Chordata; Amphibia; Anura; Dicroglossidae
Gene: ZC2HC1A
Product: zinc finger C2HC-type containing 1A
Exons: 10
Coding region: 116-1222 (368 amino acids)
Source: RefSeq, a predicted model, not a curated record